AUGCUACUGCUGCUGAUGCGGCUGCUGCUGAGUGGUGGGACUCGACAAGGCUCUGUCAUGGGGCCGCCGGUACAAAGUGGUAGUGAUGAUGAAGAGCUCGAGCUCUUUGUAGGCAGUGGGAGAACUCUGCAUGGCUCUGACAAUGGGCCACCGGUACAGAUUGGCAAAGUUGAGGAUGCAGCCGUUGCCGCCUCCGUUAUCGUUUGUAUGGGAGUUGAGGUAGAUGAUGUCGGUAGUGAUGAGACAAGGCAAGGUCCCGUCAUUAGGCCGCCUGUGCAUAUAGACAACGGUGUGGUAGUCACCGCACAGGACCCCGUGGUCGCACCUGACGUACAUGAAGGAGGAAGAGAAGUCCUCAACGCAUCAGUUGCAGAUGUUUCUCUGUCCAAUGCUGUUGAACUUGUGUUGGAAGCACUGGCAUUAGACGAGCGAGAUGUGCUGAUUGCAUUUAUCAACGAGGUCUCGAUCGGUAGGGCGGUGCUGUCAAUGCAAGAUCCCGAUAUGAUUCCUCCCGCGCAAGCCGCGAGAGAUGUCAUUGAGGUAGCCGUCGUAUUCGGAGUGGCUGUCAAGCUCAUAUUCGCUGUGGUGGCAGGACAGGAUCUCAACUCAGUGCCAGUGGCAUCCUUGAAGCACUUGUGCCAUGAACUGGUCCAAAAACCGAUGGUACUCGUCCAUCCCCCGCCAUCUCCGCUGGCUGUUGAAGAAGGAACAUCGACUACAGCGGGCGUAGCUACAGACACGCUUCCCAGGCAUUGA
This is a messenger RNA of Pyricularia grisea, 756 nucleotides long. RefSeq lists its product as uncharacterized. The record is from RefSeq and is a predicted model, not a curated record. NCBI's taxonomy places the organism in Eukaryota, Fungi, Ascomycota, Sordariomycetes, Magnaporthales, Pyriculariaceae. Bases 1 to 756 code for a protein of 251 amino acids. The transcript has a single exon.